Messenger RNA from Saccostrea cuccullata (small rock oyster), 1136 nucleotides. RefSeq lists its product as uncharacterized. The record is from RefSeq and is a predicted model, not a curated record. Bases 43 to 978 code for a protein of 311 amino acids. The transcript has 13 exons. Lineage: Eukaryota; Metazoa; Mollusca; Bivalvia; Ostreida; Ostreidae.
AUAAUUUUAACCAUACCUUGAAAGAUUUGUUUAACAUUGAAUAUGAAGUACAUGUAUUUGAUAAUCGCAAUUGCCUGUGGAUUCUGCACGGCAGAGUUGAUAGAAAAAGAGAAAACUGAACAGGUUGACCUUAAGACUAGAAAUGAUCUUGCUCUUUUGAUAAAUAGUGAAUAUGCGAAUACCAGUGCUAAAGCUCUACAAAUGCUCACAACCUGUAAUAAUUCUGUCAACGCUGCGAUAGAAUACUGCUCAAGUAACUGUCAAAGUAGUGGUGGAGGUGGCGGUGAUAAAUUCCAACAGAUGCUUCAAGAUAUUGAUAACACAUUCAGCAAAAUUGGAGCUGACAUCAAAAAAGCAGGUCCAGCAAUCGAAACUGAGUUUAAUAAAUUCAAAGCAACCGUUGAUGCAGAGGCAAAGAAGCUCGGCACUUCAAUUAAAAACUGGGCAAAUAAACAGCAAUGGGCAAUAGACGCUGCAAAAUUCACAGAAAAUCUUGCCAAAAAUAUUGGAUCUACAAUUGCCUCAAAAGCAAAAGAGUGGUUCAAUGCCGCUAAAAAUUGGGGAAAGGAUACACUCAACAAAAUACCCGGAGUGAACCUGAGAAGAAAGAGGGCGGUAACCUGCGAUACCUGUACUCAAAUUGCCAACACAGCCGAAGGCAAAAUGUUGGAAACUGUUUGUGGAGCGGAGACUAUGGGAGAGAUAUUUGUCCUGACGACGCUGUUGGAUAGAAUGUCCACUAUGAUGAAAUCUAUAGAAUCGACGCUUGUUAAUGAGAUCGAUGCCGAUACCGCCAAAACCACUGUCAAGUCUUACGUUCCUCUUGUGUUGACUGCUCCAUUGACCAGUGUCAAGUAUACAGUGAAUAACACAGCCAGUGUCGUCAGUGGAGGCGGUAAAGAAAUAAACCUGGGGAGCACCGACGACAUUGCUGAUGUCGUGGCCGGAAUCAUUUACGCUGAUUAUUUCAAAAUUUAGAAUAUUUUAUUGACUUCCGGUUUAUAACGGGAGAUUUUUUUCUUAUAUAAAGAGAUUAUCGUUUUUUUUUAAAUAUUUGCAUUUUUUAACCUUCAUUGGAAGAAAAAUUUUGACCAUUUGUGACGAUUAAUAAUAAAAUGGCGAUAUGUUUUCUUAAA